CAACAACAACAACAACAACAACAACAACAACAACAACAAGAGCAACAGCAACAACAACAAGAGCAACAGCAACAACAACAGCAGCAAUAUCAUCAACAACGUACAUUUCAUACCUGGAAAUUUAACAAUAAUCGUGAGGCAGCCAAUAAGCUCAUCGAAGUACAAGAUUUAUCAGGAAGUAUCAUACGAGCAGGAACAACUAUUCCAUCUCCACCACCCCUCAAGUUUCCUUCAGCAUUUUUGUUAGGCCAGCAUUUUAUUUUGGCAGGACCACACAUUACAGCCACUUAUCAGCAAUUUCAAAUCUGGGCAUUAGACAUGACAACUUUUCAGUGGACUAAAAUUGAAGCGGGACAAUUACUGGCACGAGGGUCAUGGUUAAAGGGUCUUCUAUGUGAUUAUUGUAACAAAUUCAUUGUAUUCGGCCAUCCGGAUAGAUCAAUGCAGCAAGAUUAUAGGGACCGUGUACAGAGUUUUACUCACUUUGCAUGUGUGGACAUGGAGAUUUUUGGUAUAUAUAAACCACCGCCAUCUACAUUCAGUGGGUUUGCGCAAGGACUGGGAUUGGCUUUAUUAAAAGAUCCUGUGUUGGCCGACUUGAAGAUUACAUCGACGGAUCAACAACAUAUUUUGGUCAAUUCAGCCGUGUUGUCGCAACGAUGGCCCUCUGUCAAUAGACUAUUGGGACCUAUUCUUUCGCCUAGGGUGGAAAAGAUUGACUUACUAGACAUGGAAAAACGAGAGCUACUGUUCCCGGACACAUACGUUGUACUUGUUGCUUUUUUGCAGUUCAUUUACACAGACCAUCUAGUCACUGCUCAGCAGCAUCAACCACAAAUUUUGACAAGGCUACUGUUUAUUUCAAAUUUAUUCGAUAUACCUCGAUUGAAGGCACUUACUACACAUGCUUUGCAUCAAAUGCUGAACAUCCAGACAGCGGCAAUGAUUUACGAAUCAGCAGCACUUUCCGAUACCGUUUCGUUGCAAAUUCGUGCUCUGAGAGUAAUGAUCAAUGCGAAAAAAAUGAUGCAGAGACAAAAAAUAUUAGAGAGACAAAAUCAGCAGCAAACGAUAUUGAUCCAUGAUAACAAUAGCCAUCAACUGCUGCAGGUGCAACAAAACAGUAGUGCUGAAGCGUCCCUGAAUACGGUGGCCCCUUCUUCUUCUUUAGUCAACUCGAGUGCCAUUUUGCCUACCCCAUCCAAUAGCAACAGACUGAUUCAAGAAUUGAAGCUAACAUCGUCCACUUCAUCCUCAAGAGAAAGUACACGUUCAAAUACUCCAAAUAUUUCACAGACACAAUUUCAACAAUCCAACCAUGCUAGCUAUAUGUUACAACAACAACUGCAGCAGUCGGGAUCGGCGUUUGAUGUCAUGUCGAAUAACCCUGCUGGAACAGCAACAAAGAAUAGUGGUGCCACAAUAAAGCUUCCUAAUUUUCGGAUGAGACAACUAUCGGCAGCUCAGCAAGUUGCUCUCCAAUAUAGUAGUCGUAGCCAUUCUGAACAACACAAUUACGAUCUACAACAUCCAUUCCCUUUAUCGUCCAUAUCACCGUCGCCCAGAGUCACACCCUCUAAUUCAACUUUGUAUUUUCCAAACAGCAGUCCUAAUCACUCUUACACAAUGCCUUCCGCCAGUUCUACUACAGCGGCUGCCCAAGCAAGGUCUCAUGUGUCUUCAUUUUGGAGACAAGCUACAACAAGUAUAUCAGGGGCUAGUCUAAAGAAACCACAUCAUUAAGGUUUGUUCUAACUCUUUGAAAGACGUUAGCAUUACUCAAAAUAGACUUAUUGAUACCACGUAUAAUACCAUCUAUUAAAAUGUAUACGAAAACAUAUCACUUUAUAACGGCUCCAUCUCUCUCGUCCAAAGAGUUGGAGAGUUGAAGACAAAAGAAAAAAAAAAAAAAAAAAAAAAAAAAAAAGAA
Messenger RNA from Mycotypha africana, 1930 nucleotides. RefSeq lists its product as uncharacterized. The record is from RefSeq and is a predicted model, not a curated record. The coding region runs from base 319 to 1743 and encodes 474 amino acids. Lineage: Eukaryota; Fungi; Mucoromycota; Mucoromycetes; Mucorales; Mycotyphaceae. Gene Ontology annotation, cellular component: cytosol; mitochondrion. The transcript has a single exon. Gene Ontology annotation, biological process: cell redox homeostasis.